This is a messenger RNA of Lactuca virosa, 679 nucleotides long. NCBI's taxonomy places the organism in Eukaryota, Viridiplantae, Streptophyta, Magnoliopsida, Asterales, Asteraceae. The record is from the annotation of a GenBank genome assembly.
AUGCUAGAAGCAGCUGUAAAGCGAUUCUUAUUUUACUUGGAGCCUUACAGAACUAGAGGUGUUGGGUCUAAUGAUGAUAAGAUUGCCAUUCCACAUAACAUCUGCACUUUCCCUAAGCUUUUAUUGUUGGAAUUGGUGUUCUCGAAAGGUACACAAAAGCAUUCACAAAAUCACAACCAAUAUUUCUCAAAAACCAAACACCCACCAAGAAAUUAAAACCCAGAAACUUGGAGAAAGAUGAGAAUGAUGGUCAUAUAAAAAAUCAUCGAUAUGUAGAGCUAGGGUUGUGAGGUGGAGAAGACUUGGAUUUCAACGGAGGGUCGUCGGUUGCGGAUUGUUAGUACGUCGACACUAGAAACGCAGGAAGGCAGCGAUUCCAUUCAAGCAUAUGAUGGUGGUGGUUGCGAUUUAAGUGAAAGGCAAACAGCGAUUGGUAAUCGUGGGUGGAAGACAGGUUUCAAUGGAAGCGGGAUCUAGGGUUGAACUUGAACACAUUCUCGAUCUCUUUUGUCUCUUGUCGGAUAUCUCAUCUUCACCUAGGUCUAGAUGUUGUUAAUAUUUAAUUAAUUUUAAUUAAUCUUAUACUAAUAAUCAUUGUCAUCAAUAGUCAUUAUAUAUUUAGUUUCGAUGGGUAUAAAAAUUUAGGUAAUUUAAACCUCCAAAAGGGUUGAUUUAGCAC